AAGGACGAAAAAUUUUCAUUUUAAAGAGAACCUCGGCCCGAAGCACAUAUACUUUUCUCCAGUCUUUCCGGAAGCGCCUCCAACGAGGAGAUCAAAAUUUGGAGCGAAAUUUUCCGUUUUUUUUGUGAAAUUUUCAGAAGCACUUCAAAAUUAUGUCCAUUUGGCGAUACUUAACGAAAUCCGUGUUCCCGAGAACCUUUGAUAGUAGCUUCCGGCGUAGCUCCACGCAAGCCAUCAAGGGUGCAGAAAAAUGCGCUAGUCCGCCUUCGAAAGGUCUGGUCCUUGGAAUCUACGUCGACGAAGAGGAUGUCUUCGAUACAGGUACCUUAACACCAGCUGCAGCCAGGUAUAAUGAGCUCCAAACCAACGGUCGUUUACUGGAUUUGAUUCGGCUGGCCGGGCCUAUUCCUAAGCGGGGAGAGGUUCGUGUGUUUUACGACUUAGAACCGACGUUCAGAUCCGUCGCCGUUUGUGGUCUUGGUAGUGACUGCCUUGGAUACGAAUCCACCGAAAAAUUGGAUGAGUCCAAAGAAGCCAUUCGAAUAGCUUCCGCCAGCGGCUGUCGCGAACUGCAGGAACUAGAAACUAACUUCAUCUAUGUGGAGGAAAUGGGACACGCAGAGUCAGCUGCUGAAGGCGCCCAUAUGAGCAUUUGGAUUAAUCAGGAGUUGAAAAAGGUUGAGAAUAGGCAAUUUAUACCCCAUUGCCAGUUACACGUGGACCGAGGAUUGCCAUGUGAUUCUGAUGGUUGGCGAAUUGGAGUAAUUAAAGCUGAGGCGCAGAAUUUAGCCAGGCAACUGCAAGAAAUGCCGGCCAAUUUGAUGACUCCCACCACAUUUGCGCAGAAUGUUGUUCGCAUUUUAGCUAACUCUGGAGUAAACGUAGAAGUGAAGGUACGCAGUUGGGCUGAGGCUCAGGGUAUGAGUUCAUUCUUGGCGGUAGCGAAAGGGUCCUGUGAAGCACCAAUAUUUUUGGAAUUGAGUUACUACGGCGCAGGCAGCAAGGAUCAACCGAUUGUGUUGAUUGGUCAGGGAAACACCUUCGAUAGUGGUGGUUUGUGCAUUAAAUCCUGCGAAGAUAUGCAAAUGAUGCGCGGUGACAUGUCCGGAGCAGCCUGCGUAGUUGCCGCUUGUCGAGCGAUUGCUUCAUUGAAACUACCAGUAAAUAUUCGAGGUUUGAUUCCUCUAUGUGAACAUAUGAUUGGUUGUAACGCCAUCAAACCAGGAGAUGUCAUACCGGUGAAAAACGGUAAGAAUAUAGAAGUUGUGGAUGUCGAUCGCGAAGGCCCUCUGGUGCUUGUCGAUGCUCUGCUGUAUGCCGAGACCUUUGGACCGAAAUAUAUAGUAGACGUUGCCACAACGUCGGAGCACGUGCUGGAUUCAUUCGGCAAAGUUUGUAGUGCCGUGUACACCAACUCUGAAGCUCUCUGGCAGAGGAUUAAGCAUGCCGGCAUUCACACCGGAGAUCGCGUGUGGAGACUACCUUUGUGGGAUUAUUUUACCCAGCAGAUAUGUACGCUACCGCAUGCAGACGUUCAGAAUGUUGGCCUAUGUGUUGGUGGGGAACCAUGUUGUCAAGCUGCAUUUCUUCGGGAAUUCUUACCGUGCGGUCAGUGGUUGCAUAUCGAUGCCAACAAUGUCAUGACAACGAAAGGAAUAGAUUACCCGUACUUAAGAGGAGGUAUGGCAGGCAGGCCUACCAGAACGUUGAUCGAGUUUAUCGCACAAAGCGCUUGCAGGGAAACGGAUAUAUGUGUGAAGAAGACGCAAGAGAACUAAAUUUUGAAUCUAAUGCGAUACUAUUUAUUUUUGAGCUAUAUUGAAAUUAAACAACCAAAACCUACUA
Messenger RNA from Malaya genurostris, 1845 nucleotides. RefSeq names its product cytosol aminopeptidase-like. Gene Ontology annotation, cellular component: cytoplasm. NCBI's taxonomy places the organism in Eukaryota, Metazoa, Arthropoda, Insecta, Diptera, Culicidae. The transcript is spliced from 2 exons. Gene Ontology annotation, biological process: proteolysis. Bases 153 to 1778 code for a protein of 541 amino acids. Gene Ontology annotation, molecular function: metalloaminopeptidase activity; manganese ion binding. The record is from RefSeq and is a predicted model, not a curated record.